Molecule: messenger RNA, 2079 nt
Organism: Mytilus trossulus (common blue mussel)
Lineage: Eukaryota; Metazoa; Mollusca; Bivalvia; Mytilida; Mytilidae
Exons: 4
Coding region: 162-1265 (367 amino acids)
Source: RefSeq, a predicted model, not a curated record
CUUCAUUCACAGCGUCCGGCUUUUUAAGGCGACAAUCUAGCGAUUUCCGUUUUUGAAGGAUCUACCACUUAUCUACAUAUGCAAAAGCUAAUAUCUACACGGAAACAAAAAUAAACACUAUGAAUUCAGAUUGAAGCAUAUUUAGAGGUUUUAAAAGCAAAAUGAUGAUUAGGAAAACAUAUUUUCUUCUUCUUCUUAUAGGUUCAAUAGCGUUUUCAAAUGGAGCGACAACAGAAUCGUCUGCCACUACAGAUGCUAUGGAGCCUACUACAAUUGAACAGAGUUCCGAAUCUGCUGCGGCAACAACAGCGAUGUCAAAUGACGCCGUAACCACCAUGACGUCUGUUGAUGCAACAACUAAUCCCCAACUGGAGCCAACAACAGUCAUGGCUGAAACAACACAAGAGGCUAUGACAACAGAACCAAUGAUGGAUACAACAACAACAAUAAUGAUGGAUCCAAAAACAACAAAAAUUAUGGAAACAACAACAGAAAAAAUGAUGGCCCCAACAACAACAAAAAUGAUGGACCCAACAACAGUUCCAAUGGUAACAAGAAUGGCGUUAACAACAACUCCCCCAUGUUCUGGUUCAGGCUGUAAUACCCAGACACAAGAAUCAGAUUUUGGAAGAGUGGGUCUGGUGGCUUUUGGACUUAUGUUUGCAAUUUCCAUUAUACUUCUUGUCUUGCUGAUCGUCAUGGUAUAUAAAUUCAAGAGUAAGUCUGGUACCUAUAAAACAAACGAGGGAUCCAGUCCAAGGAAUAUGAUGGAUGGAAUUCACAUGACAAUGCCAAUGGAUAAUGGUGGACUCGAUAACGUACACACCAUUGACCUUGAUAAAGGUGAAGAGGAAGACAGAGGUGCUGGAGUUAGUACGUUUGCGGCAGUGAAUGAACAAGAAAAACAACAUGGGAAUGGAAUAAAAAGUUCUUUCGGUACUACCGACAAAUCCGAAUUCAAAAUGGCGGAUUCGGGAUCAAUAAAUAAUUUGCUUCACACAGAAGAAUCUGAUAAGAACGAUGAUUCAGAUAGAGAAUCAGACACGGAGAAUCCAUCUACAUUCAUAGGACUGAAAGUCGAACCAUCAACUGGCGCCUCGGUGGAAUCGCUCGAACGAUUGAAAGAAACUGAUAACUUGAUGGACGACGACGAAAAGGAUGAUGAUCCCAGUAGUUCUGAAUCAGAGGACGAUGAAGAUUUACCCCCGCCAGCCUUAUCAGAUUCAGACAAUGAUGAUAAACAUAAGGACGAUUCCGAAGUCUAGGUUUUUUAAUUGGCUAUUUUAUUUUAUUUCAAAAUCUGUUUCAUUUUUCGGAUUGUGAUGUUGCUCGGUCUUUUUGUACACUAUAUACAUAAUUAUGACUAAUUUUCGUCGACAAAAUAAUUGAUUUGAUCACUAGGCCUGUAAAAUGAAUGAUUGAUUAUGUGAAUGUGUCGUUUUAAUUUGUUUAUUUGCGUUCUAAUCAAAUUGCUCAUCAUGAUCAUCAUCAUUAUCAUUAUUAUCAUCAUCAUCAUUAUCAUCACCAUGUAACGUCAUCAUCAUCAUGUAAUACAUGUAUUAUUGUAUAUACAAAUGAGUAAACCUAUUUUUACCAGAUCAAGAAUACUUUCUCAAUUUUAUUAUUUCAAUUUCUGUCUAUUUCUUAACUAAAAAGUUGCAUAUUUUAUUAUCAAUAGAUUAAAAAAUUGUCAAGUUUAAGACUAAUGACGCGCCGUAUCAAAGGAUUAGUGGUCAAUGACAUACGGACAUAACUCUACUGAUAUAUUUCAAGUAUAAGUGGGGAUACUCGAAAAUCUUCAAACAAGUUUUUAGACAUCUAUAACGUAACUAUCCGAUCAAACUUGAAAAUAAAAUAACUUGAAAAAAGUAAUCGAGAACUUAAGUGGUUAAAUCUCGCGCCUUCACUACUUGGUGUAUUGGAGCAGAUGGUCUGUGUUAUCUGUUGGGCCUCAUUCUCAGUGUACAUAUCCUAUAAGGUUAUUAGUAUGAUUGUAUUUAAUUGUAUUUGAGUGAUUGUGUGUUGUUAAAACAUCUAUAGACAGUUUCAACCAUUAAUAAAUUAACAAAUAAAGAUUUA